This is a messenger RNA of Oncorhynchus nerka (sockeye salmon), 3113 nucleotides long. Its product is annotated as G-protein coupled receptor 176-like. NCBI's taxonomy places the organism in Eukaryota, Metazoa, Chordata, Actinopteri, Salmoniformes, Salmonidae. Gene Ontology annotation, biological process: G protein-coupled receptor signaling pathway. Gene Ontology annotation, cellular component: plasma membrane. The record is from RefSeq and is a predicted model, not a curated record. Gene Ontology annotation, molecular function: G protein-coupled receptor activity. Bases 1000 to 2700 code for a protein of 566 amino acids. The transcript is spliced from 3 exons.
ACACUAUAGAUAGAGGCUAUGAUCUUGCCACGAAGGGGAGGGGCUCUUGCCUCUGGUGUGCUGCCUGAUCUGGAGGAGAAAUAUCCGUCCCCCAACAGCACAGCAAGUCUACCGAAAAUACGGACGGACAGACUGCGGCGGGCUGACGGUGACGCACAUGGAGAUCAUUUUUACAUUUUUUAAAAUCAAUUGGACAGAGAGAGACAGAUGAACGUGUUUUCUCUUUUAUUGCAAAUAGUCUACUGCGCCAGACUGAUAGUCCAAACAGCUGAUUUACCACUUCACGAGAGCGAGAUAUUCGUGUUGUAGCCUAAAAUACUGUCAGUGGGCUCAAUAAGAAAAUCCUUGAAGGUAUGUAGCUAGGCUAAAUCUCAUAUAUUUUUAGGAAACAUUACACUGCGUUUCAGUGAACAAAAAUCGGUGAAAUGGAAACGUGCUUGAUAUUGGCACAUCCUCUCCUCAUUCAGAUGUGUUGAUGUAGAAUAUCAAUGCUUAUGACUGCAGCCUAGUCAGUCAAUAGCCUAUUCGUGUUUUCAUGUAGGUUUAAGUAUAUAUAUAUUUUUAACAUGAAUGUUUGACAGAAGUUUACCUCUUAAAGGUAACAUUUUUCAUCACCAUGGACAGCGCACUCUCAUCAGUUGUGGCAUUGAGAGAUGUCACCAAACAUGUUUUGGAAAGACAAAAAUGUACAUUAUGUAAUAUUUGGGCAAUCUGAACAACAUAUGGAAUUGUGAAUCUAUAUUCUGUCCGUUUUUUCCGAAAUAUUAUUUUGACUGUGUGGACUUGAAUGAAUGCCAUUCUGUCUUCAAAUGUGCCUCUAGCCUGUUUACCCGCUGGGCAGGGGACUUUUCAACACCUCAGGGAAAAUUCACAUACUAGUGAAUAAUAAGUGGGGCAAGUAUUCACUUCUGACAAACAUUCAGCCUAUUCACCGGCUUGCUAUUCACUGGUUCUUAAAGAUGUCAUUUAAAGUUAAAUACACUCUUGGGGUGAACUAAAAUGGAUGUUGGGAGUUGGGUUCCGACCGCAGGAGAUGGGACAGGGAAUUUCACCCCGGCCAACCUCCUGCUGGCUUCCCAUAAUGGGACCGGUCCGACACCGGGGGAUAACGGUCUGUCCAACAACAGCCAGCAGCACUACAUCACAGACCAAGUCUACCGGGACUUCACCACUACCAUCCAGGUGUUCAUCCUCAUAGGAUCCCUGUUGGGCAAUGGCACUGUUCUAUGGUGUACCUGCUGUACCAGUGUCUUCAAGUCGGUGACCAGUCGCUUCAUUAAGAACCUGGCGUGCUCAGGGAUCUGUGCGGGUCUGGUGUGUGUUCCCUUUGACGUGGCUCUAGGGGCCAGCCCUCGCUGCUGCUGGUGGCUACACACUCUGCUGCUCUGCAAGGCCCUGAAGUUCCUCCACAAACUCUUCAGCUCCGUCACCGUGCUCAGCUUCGCUGCCAUCGCACUGGACAGGUACUACUCUGUCCUCUACCCUCUGGAGAGGAAGAUCUCAGACGCCAGGUCACGUGACCUCGUCAUCUACAUCUGGAUCCACGCCACCAUCGCCAGCGUGCCCGUGUUCGCCUUAACCAACGUUACGGACGUGUAUGCAACCUCGUCCUGUUCCGACGCCCGUGCCCGCUCCCUGGGUCACAUGGUCUACGUGUUGACCUACAACGUAACCACGGUGAUCCUUCCGCUCGUUGUCGUCUUCCUGUUAAUGGUCCUGAUUCGCAGAGCUCUCAACGCCAGCCAGAAGAAGAAGGUGAUCAUCGCAGCAUUAAGAACACCUCAGAACUCCAUCUCCAUCCCUUAUGUCUCUCAACGCGAGGCUGAGCUACAUGCUACGUUACUGGCUGUGGUGUUAGCCUUCUCAGCCUGUAGCGCCCCCUAUGGGGCGUUGGUGGUAUACCGCACUCUUCUCGGGGACGGGGAGGACUUGUCCCUUUCUCUCCAUCUCACGGCCAUCUGGCUGCCCAAGGUGUCUCUCCUCACCAACCCUCUACUGUUUCUGACGGUGAACGGCUCGGCUCGACGCUGCCUGUUUGAUGUUCUAGUCCGGGUACACAGACGCUACAGCCGGCGUAACGUGGUCAGCACAGGGGAUCUGGGGCUGAGGGGCGAGGGAGGGUUGGGAGGGUCUGGGACCCUGGAGGGGUCUGCUCGCGCUGGGAGCCAGCUCCUGGAGAUGUUUAAUAUCGGACAGCAGCAGAUCUUUAGGCCGACCGAUGAAGAGGAGGAGGAGGUGGAGAAUGCGAGCCCUUCAUCAGGGGUGGGCGGCUGUCCUCAUCCCAAUGAGAACCACCACCAGGCAGGAGGAGGAGGGGGAGGAGGGAGACAUGGAGGGAAGGUGGUUCUACAGAAAGAGACCGAACCAACCAGAGAGAGCAUCCCGGUAUCUAAAGAACAACCUCCUCUCUUAUUGCCCGAGGUCUCACCUGUCCGUGCCUGUGCUUACACCUCCUCGUCACAGGUGGCGCCAGCAACCCCCACGGAGCCCGAGGACGCCACCCAGUUUGGGUUCGGGCCAUUUGAGCUGCCGCCCCAGUGGCUGCCGGAGACCAGGAACAGUAAAAAGAGGCUCCUCCCACCGCUAGGGAACACCCCAGAGGAACUGAUCCAGACCAAACAGCCACGCCCAAGGCCAGAACGACGAAUCAGCAGGAACAACAAGGUCAGCACCUUCCCCACAUCGACCCCUGAACUAUAAACCCCGACCUUUGAACUGAUGGCCCCUGAUCACAGCUAUCGGCGGAGGUCAGCAUGUGGAUGAUUUGUGAUCCGUUUUGUGUCAAUGACUGGGUACAAAGUCAGUGGAGGAAACCCCACUUGAUCAACCACCUGACCAACCACCUGAUCAACCACCUGACCAACUAUCUGACCAAUCACCUGAUCAACCACCUGACCAACCACCUGCCCAAGGGCCCCCUGUAAGAGAGAACAGAAAGUACAACUCCAGAGCUCGAUGAGUCUGUCUCAUUGUUGAUUCUCUCUGUCGUGUAAUGCAGUGGUUCCCAAACGUUUUAUAGUCCCGUACCCCUUCAAACAUUCAACCUCCAGCUGUAUCCCCUCUAGCAUCAGGGUCAGCGCACUCUCAAAUGUUGUUUUUUGCCAUCAUUGUAA